AUCAGAAGGCUAUUUGGGAGGGGGGGGUUGGGGUCUGGGGUGAACUCCAGUCAGGUUUCGAGGACGGUAGGGAAAGGGUUACGUGUAUUAUUGCUUAAGAGAGUUGGGGGGAGGGGGGGGUGGGUUGAGUGUGUGAGGAGGGGGGAGAGAGAUAAAGUGAGAAAUAGACAUUUGAUCGCACUACGCUUAAGGUUCGAGGAUCAGAAGGCUUUUAUUUUGUGCGGGUGGCGGAGGGAGUUGAGUUGGGUUGAGGGCUGGGGGUUUGCUUGGGUGAACUCGAAUCAGGACAGUCGGGAAAGGGUGAUGUGUUUGUGUGUGUACGUGUGUGUGUGUGUGUGAGGGAGGGAGUUUGUGUUUUCAUGUGGCAGCUGGAUCCAAACAGUACUGACUUGGCAGUACAAAGCUGUGGGGGAGGAGGAGACUUGAGAGAACUUGAUGAAAAGCAGUUGUGAAAGAGAACAAUGGAUCUCGUGAACCUGUGGAUUUUGGGUUUGGAAACGACCUGUUGCGGCAAAGGAGCUAUUCUUUUUUUCCCCAGAUGGUGAAAGGUAGCUCUCGUCUCACGAAGGGUCGUCCCGUGCCCACCAUGAAGCUCUUCGGAGACUGUUUCGUCUUGGGCGUCACUCUCCUGGUCUUGGCGGUUCAGCCAUCUGUAGCAGUCAGCUUCCCUGAGGACGACGAGCCCAUUAAUACAAUAGACUUCCACCAUGCAAGGCAAUAUCCUGUAUUCAGGGGACGCCUUUUAGGAAAUGAAUCUUUUCACCGACUGGACUAUCAGCUAAUGUUGAAAAUCCAAGACACACUGUACAUCGCUGGCAGGGACCAGGUCUAUGCUGUUAAUUUAAAUGAUCCUCCGAAAGCAGAAAUCAUCUCCAGCAAAAAACUGACCUGGAAAUCGAGACUGCAAGACAGAAAGAACUGUGCCAUGAAGGGCAAGCACAAGGAAGAAUGCCACAAUUUCAUUAAGGUCUUCGUCCCCAAGAAUGAAGACACCGUGUUUGUCUGUGGCACGAACGCCUUUAACCCCGUGUGCAGGUACUACAAGUUGGAUUCUCUAGAUUCUAAUAGUGAAGACGUCAGCGGGUUGGCACGGUGCCCGUUCGAUGCCCAGCAAACCAAUGUUGCCCUCUUUGCCGAGAACAAGUUAUACUCAGCGACGGUGGCAGAUUUCCUGGCCAGCGACGCGGUGAUUUAUCGCAGCAUGGGGGACGGCUCGGCUCUGAGGACGAUUAAGUAUGACUCCAAAUGGAUCAAAGAGCCCCACUUCCUGCACGCUGUGGAAUAUGGAAACUACGUCUAUUUCUUCUUCCGAGAAAUUGCUGUGGAACACAACAACCUUGGAAAGGCAGUCUACUCGCGGGUGGCGCGGAUCUGUAAGAACGACGUGGGCGGCUCGCAAAGGGUUCUGGAGAAACACUGGACGUCCUUCCUCAAGGCCAGACUGAACUGCUCGGUUCCUGGGGACUCGUUCUUCUACUUCGACGUACUACAGUCCAUCACGGAUAUCAUAGAGGUCAAUGGCUCCCCCACUGUUAUUGGCGUGUUCACCACCCAGCUUAACAGCAUUCCUGGGUCAGCUGUGUGUGCAUUCAGCAUGGAGGACAUUGAAAAGGUCUUCAAAGGAAGAUUCAAAGAACAAAAGACUCCCGAUUCUGUGUGGACCGCGGUUCCUGAAGACCGGGUUCCAAAUCCCAGACCGGGCUGCUGCGCGGGACACGGUCAGGCAGAACCAUUCAGGAACUCGAUCGAUUUCCCCGACGAAACGCUCUCCUUCAUCAAGUCCCAUCCUCUGAUGGAUUCUGCCGUCCCUUCGGUCAUCGAGGAGCCCUGGUUCACAAAGACGAGGGUCAGGUACCGGCUGACGGCUAUCGCCAUAGACAAUGCCGCAGGCCCGCGCCAGAACUACACCGUUAUCUUCAUUGGCUCCGAGGCUGGUAUGGUCCUCAAGGUGUUAACAAAGAACAGCCCCUACUCUCUCAAUGACAGCGUUCUGCUGGAGGAAAUGGACGUCUUUAACCCCUUAAAGUGUACCGCUGAGAGGGAAGAAGAUCGGCAAGUGCUGGGGCUGCAGCUUGACAAAGACCAUCACACCUUGUUUGUGGCUUUCUCCAGCUGUAUCAUACGUGUGCCUCUCAGUCACUGCGAGCAUUACGGCACCUGUAAAAAAGCCUGCAUUAGCUCCCGAGACCCAUACUGUGCCUGGCUGGACAAUAAAUCAUGUGGAGUAGUCAGACCCGGUAUAAACACCGUGUUUGAACAAGACGUAGAGUAUGGCAACACGGCACAUCUUGGAGAAUGCCACGAAAUCCUGGCUACCGCUACGCCAGAUUACAAACCAUUUGGUGAUCCAACAUCUGACACAGAAGUCCCGGUGCUCUCUACGUCCAAGGAAGCCAGUGGCUCAAUAAUAUCUCCCAGUGUGGUUGGUUCACGGACAUUUGUGCUGCAAGCUGUGGAGAAUUUUGAUAGCUUUGAACCAUUAUCUGCCGUCCCCAAUGGGGUUCGCUGGGAGGUGCAGUCCGGAGAUUCCAACCAGAUGGUCCAUAUGAACGUCCUCAUCACGUGUGUCCUGGCCUCCUUCGUGCUGGGAGCGUUCAUCUCGGGCGUGGCCGUGUACUGCUACCGGGACAACUUUGCCCGGCGCAAAGCCAGGAAGAUGAACAAGGACGCCGAGUCUGCUCAGUCCUGCACGGACUCCAGCGGCAGCUUCACCAAGUUCAACGGCUUGUUCGACAGCCCCGUCAAGGAGUACCCGCAGAACAUGGACUCCCCCAAGCUCUACACCAACCUCUUGUCGGGCGGCAAGGAGCUGGUGGGCGAGGGCAAAACCGCCGUGAUGAUGGCGGACCCCCGCGGCCAGCCCCCCGAGCUGGCGGCCCUGCCUACGCCCGAGUCCACCCCCGUCCUGCAGCAGAAGAGCCUGCGAGCCUCCAAGAGCCAGUGGGAGAAGGCGCAGAACAAGAUCAACUCCGCGCGGAACGAGGCACCUCUGAAGAGCCCCCAGAUCAUUCCGUCCAGCCCGCCCCCGCUGCCGCAGAAUGGCCACAUCCCCAGUGCCGUGGUGCUGCCCAACGCCACGCACGACUACAACACCUCCUUUUCCAAUUCCAACGCGCACAGAGCGGCCCAACAACAACAGCAACAGCAGCAGCAGCAGCAGAGGAGGACGCAGAGCCGAGACGUGGGGGCGUCCGUGUGCGCGUCCGCGGCUGGACACCACGGCAAAAAGGAGCAACGCCGAGCCGUAGAGGCCAGGAACACACUCAAUGACCUCCUCAAGCACAUCAACGAGGGCCCCGCAGGCCACAAGGGCCUCCUGGGGGACGUGCCCGUGACCCGCCAGAGCUUAAUGCUGGAGCCGAUGGCCAAACUAAGAGAGAUGCCCCCCAGGGUCCCCAGCAGAGAAGCGUCGCUCUACUCCCCGUCCACCCUCCCCAGGCACAGCCCCACCAAGAGGGUGGACGUGCCCAACACCCCCGUCCCCAUGUCCACUCUGGAGCGAGAGCGGGGCUGCCCGAAGAACUCCUCGCAGAGGCACUCCAUCUCCGUCCUCCCCAAGAACGUCAUCAGCUCGUUAAACGGGGCCGUGCUGUCGAGGCACCAAAGUAUUAACAGAGGCGGCUACCUGCCCCCAGCGCCGCCCAUGAGGCUGGAUUCGGUGCACGGGACCCCUCUCGUGAUACAGCCACAGCCUGGCUCCUUAUCCCGUCAGAGCAGUUACUCAGGCCAGGGCACGCUCCCUCGCUCGGGGAUUAAGAGGACGCCCUCCAUCAAACCAGACGUCCCCCCAAAGCCCUCGUUCGGCCAGCCCACAACUCCAGUCAAACCAAUGCACAAGUACAGUUACUAGCGACUCGGGAUUGUCAAAGCAAGGCACGAGUUUGUUUUUUUUUAUAUAAAAAACAGCCAGCGUGACGUGGGAGGAAUUCUAAGAUCAAUUAAUAAUGCUUGGUUGGGACGAAUGAAUAAACUAAACUAAAAAUGCUCUGAAGUGGACGGACGGACACGGGCGAGUGGCCAAAAAAGGAGCUGCUUUGCUUUCAAAAGGGGGUGGCGUCCGAUUUCAAGCAAAGAGCCGGGGUGAGGCAGGAGGGAUGUCUCGCCUGCUAACGCGCAGAGAGAGAGAGCGACAAAGAGACUGCGUUGAAUGCAGCGUUCAAUGUGUCACUGAAGCCUGUGAAGAGCGUGGCUUGGAAUCGGUACCCUGUGAUUCUGUUUCAAGCGUCAGCGCAAGAGGACGUGUCUGAACGAUGGCUCUCCUUCUCACUGCUGUUUAAGCAUCGUCUUCCCAUUAAAUGUGAACACUUCGAAUGACAGUGCAAGUACCAGUACCAGUACAGUACGUGGCAUUUUUGUCUUGUUGCUUACACAAAGGACUUUUUUUUUUUUCCGUUUUUUUUUCUAAAAAAAAAUACUCCGACGUGAACAAAUGUGCUUUUUUUCGGUUUUGACAAAAUGCAGCUGUAGCCCAAUUGUAGCAAAGCGAGACGGACGAACACUCUGCGGUGGGUGACGUUCUCUGUGAGUGUCGCCGAACGAAUGCUGUGUGAACGGCGCGGACUAGGAUGCACUUAAAAAGGUUCUUCAUUCAGCUCUUGAGCACGACCGAACUACGGCAUAGAUCCGAACGGUCUCGUCCUAAGACUGAGUCACUUGGACCGUAUCACUGUGUUGAGAGCGGCUGCCUGUCUACCUUCACGUACUUUUGCAAUGGAUGUUGUGUCGUGGAGUCCUGUAGCGUAUUGGUUAGAGCGCUCGCCUCGCAA
Callorhinchus milii (elephant shark) is the source of this 4766-nucleotide messenger RNA. RefSeq names its product sema domain, transmembrane domain (TM), and cytoplasmic domain, (semaphorin) 6D, like (gene sema6d). Lineage: Eukaryota; Metazoa; Chordata; Chondrichthyes; Chimaeriformes; Callorhinchidae. Gene Ontology annotation, biological process: semaphorin-plexin signaling pathway; neural crest cell migration; negative chemotaxis. The record is from RefSeq and is a predicted model, not a curated record. Gene Ontology annotation, molecular function: chemorepellent activity; semaphorin receptor binding. The transcript has 19 exons. Bases 539 to 3850 code for a protein of 1103 amino acids.